UUGCUUACCCAAAGUAUCUUUAAGUAAGUUAUUUAAAUUGUAGUCCUUUCCAAAAAGAAUGUCGUAAUAAAUUAAAAACUAUACUUUUAACCAUGCGGAAAGAUAUCAAGUAAUUCAUCAUAAAGAGACAAUACUCACAAGAUGUGCUACACCACCCUUACAAGAUGUGCUACACUACAUUGUUUUUGGCAUUGUUAGACAAAUAAAAGCUAGAAGAGGAUUGACUAAAUGUAGGUAUCUACCAUAAAAGAAGACAAAGAUCUAAUAAUGAUUUUAAAAACUUAAUUGUAAAACAUUUAAUGUGUGACAAGGGCUGUAAACUUUUGUAGUAUUUCUGUGUAACACUGACAUCUAGUAGCCUCCUUGCUUAUAUGACUGGGUCAUGUUUCAGUUCAGAGAAAUCGAAACUAAACUCACGCAGUCGAAGAGUUGAGGAUUCCUUUCAGUUUGUGCUGUAAAAAAUGGCAGAAUCCAGUGUUUGUUUGGCUCAGGAACAGUUCAGCUGUUCAAUCUGUCUGGAUCUACUGAAGGAUUCAGUGGCCAUUCCCUGUGGACACAGUUACUGCAUGAGCUGUAUUUCAGACUGCUGGGAUCAGGAUGAGCGGAAAGGAGUCUACAGCUGCCCUCAGUGCAGACAGUCCUUCACUCCAAGACCUGCGUUAGGAAAAAACACCAUGCUGACUGAAGUGAUGGAGAAUAUCAGGAAGAGAAAAUUACAAGCUGGAGAUGUGGAGUGUGACGUUUGUACUGGGAGAAAAUUUAAAGCUGUCAAGUCUUGUCUGGUGUGUCUGGAAUCUUACUGUCAGACUCACUUUCAACGUCAUGAAGAAUUUCAUUCUAGAAAGCGACACAAAGUGACUGAUGCCACUGGACGACUGCAGGAGAUGAUCUGCCCUCUACAUGAGAAACUACUGGAGAUUUUCUGUCGAACAGAUCAGUGCUGUAUUUGUUAUCUGUGUACAAUGGAUAAACACAAAAACCACGACACUGUAUCAGCUGCAGCAGAGUGGACUGACAAAAAGAUUCAACUGGCUGAAAUGCAAAAAACAACCCAUCAGAGAAUGGUGGAGAGACAGAAGGAGCGAGAGGAGCUGAGAGCAGCUGUAGAGUCUCACAAGCGCUCUGCACAGGCAGCAGUGGAGGACACUGAGAGCAUCUUUACUGAGCUCAUCUUCUCCUUUGAGAGAAGCUGCUCUGAGGUGACACAGCUGAUCACAGAUCAGCAAAAGGCUGCAGAGGGUCGAGCUGAAGAACGACUGAAGCAACUGGAACAGGAGAUUGAUGAUCUGAGGAGAAGAAACACUGAGCUGGAGCAGCUUUCACACACAGACCAUCACAUCCAUUUUCUCAAGAGUUUCCAGUCUCUCUCUUCUCCUCCUGGAUCUACAGACUCAUCCAGCAUCACUGUCAGCUCUCGUAUCUCUUUUGAUGAUGUUGGUAAAUUGUCUCAUCUGAGAAAGAAACUGGAGCAUUUCUGCAGAGAAGAGAUUGAAAAGAUAUCUAGUAAAGUGAGAGACAUUAACAUAAUUUCCAUCUCUGCUGAACCAAAGACUCGUCAGGAGUUCCUCCAAUAUUCCAGGCAGCUGACUUUUGAUCCAAACACAGUGAAUACGUCCCUGGUGUUGUCUAAAAAGAACAGAGUGAUUGAAUACACUGACAAAGUUCAGCAGUAUCCUGAUCAUCCAGACAGAUUUGAUUGUUGGCCUCAGGUGUUGUGUAGAGAGAGUGAGUGUGGACGCUUUUACUGGGAGGUUGAGUGGAAUGGUUAUAUAGAAAUAUCAGUGUCAUAUAAGAGCAUCAGCAGGAAGGGACGUGGAAAUGAGUGUGUUUUUGGUUGUAAUGAUCAGUCCUGGAGUUUGUUCUGCUCUAGAUCCAGGUUUUCAUUCAGGCACAAUAAACAACAGACUAAACUCCCAGUUCUGUCCAUCUCCUCUAGAAUAGGAGUGUAUGUGGACCACAGUGCAGGAACUCUGUCCUUCUACAAUGUCUCUGACACAAUGAGCCUCAUUUACAGAGUCCACACCACAUUCACUCAGCCGCUCUACCCUGGGUUUUGGGUUUUUGCUGGAAGCAUCUUGUUCACAACUGACACUGUGAUCUGACACUGAUGUUGCAGAUAUUCUACAAACAACACGAACCAUUAGAGAUUCUCAUGUCUUUUUUUAUGCUAGAUACUAUUAACACAGCCCCCUUCUCCAACACCUUAUCCCUUCCAGUUGCAAAAUUAACAAAUAAGCACUAAUGAUAAUAAUAACAAUAUGGCAGGGAAAAAAAGUUUUGUAUUUUAGUAUUUUUUUUAUGUAACAUGAAAUUGUGAACAACGACAAAGAAAUAAUACAAUGUUUAGCUUGUUUUGUCUGUGUAGCCAAAACUUGCCAUUUCCAAAAUAUAUCAUGGGUUUUCUAUAGUACUAAUUUACAUAAAGUACAUUGUUACUAUGUUAAGAGCAUAAUUAUGAUUUGUUGAAAUAUUUUAGUCCUGUAAUGAGUUCCUGUUUUUCAUAAAAUAUAUGUGUUUUGUACAGUAAAUAAAUAUAUGUAUGCUAGCUUUGAGCAGCAUUAAACAGUCAGUGUACAUAAAUGCCAUGUCAGAUUGAGCUUUUGUUUCAUAUUUGCAGCAUGGACGAGACUUUUGUUAAUACCAUUUAACUGGAAACCAGUGAUCUGAUUGAAUGAAAUAAUUGGUUAAAAAUAGGUAUUUAAAAUAAAAACACAAAGACUUAAAAAAUUGACUUUAAAAUUGUUUAAAUCAAUUCAAGGGAGCAAAUGUUGUCUAUUAAGUAAAAUCUGACCUUAAUGUGAACCAAAUCCUGUAUUCUCUGUACAUCACCGUGCAUUAUGGCUUUCUUUAUGUUUAGCACUGCUUCCACCUGAACAGUCUCUAUAAAACAAAAGAAAUAUCAAAUAUGAUCAAAAAAUAAAACAGUUUGAUAUAGUAUACAUUAAAUAAAUCAUUAACAAUUUUAUUGA
Messenger RNA from Danio rerio (zebrafish), 2969 nucleotides. The record is from RefSeq and is a predicted model, not a curated record. Lineage: Eukaryota; Metazoa; Chordata; Actinopteri; Cypriniformes; Danionidae.